CGCCGCCCGUUCGGCGCGUCAGUCGGCGAGAGAGUCCGGUGGUGGGUGCGGAGCCCGAGGCCGUUCCCGCGGCUUCCUCUUCCUCUCCGUUUUCCUCGUCCCUACCCCCUCACCCUUCGUUCCCCCCAUCCCGGCUCGGUCACCCUCCCGCCCCCCACACUCAGGACGAGAAUGCCCUGCCCGGAACAACCCAGCAGCACCUAGAUGGCUUUGGUCACGGUCCAGCGGUCGCCUACCCCCAGCACCACCUCCAGCCCCUGCGCCUCGAGCUCUUAUUUGGAAGACAGUGAAUCAGCAGCAUUACUUUGCUGUGAAUGUGGAGAAUCAGAAAUCUUUAGUGAUUUCAAUGAGGCCGACAGUGGGGAGGAGGAAUGCCGGUCACAGCCCAGAAGCAUCAGCGAGAGCUUCUUAACUGUCAAAGGUGCUGCCCUUUUUCUACCACGAGGGAAUGGCUCAUCUACACCAAGAGUCAGCCACAGACGCAACAAGCAUGCAGGCGAUCUCCAACAGCAUCUUCAAGCAAUGUUCAUAUUACUCCGCCCAGAAGACAACAUAAGGCUGGCUGUAAGACUGGAAAGUACUUAUCAAAAUCGAACACGCUAUAUGGUCGUGGUUUCAACUAAUGGUAGACAAGACACUGAAGAAAGCAUUGUCCUGGGAAUGGAUUUUUCUUCUAAUGACAGCAGCACUUGUACCAUGGGCUUGGUCUUGCCUCUCUGGAGUGACACCCUAAUUCAUUUGGAUGGUGAUGGUGGGUUCAGCGUAUCAACAGAUAACAGAGUUCACAUAUUCAAGCCUGUAUCUGUGCAAGCAAUGUGGUCUGCACUACAGAGUUUGCACAAGGCUUGUGAAGUGGCCAGAAUGCAUAACUACUAUCCAGGCAGUCUUUUUCUCACGUGGGUGAGUUAUUACGAGAGCCAUAUCAACUCAGAUCAGUCCUCAGUCAAUGAAUGGAACGCUAUGCAGGAUGUGCAGUCGCAUCGGCCUGACUCUCCAGCCCUCUUCACGGACAUACCAACUGAACGUGAGCGAACAGAAAGGCUUAUUAAGACUAAAUUAAGGGAGAUUAUGAUGCAAAAGGAUUUGGAGAAUAUCACCUCCAAAGAGAUACGCACAGAGUUGGAAAUGCAGAUGGUGUGCAACUUGCGAGAAUUUAAGGAAUUCAUAGAUAAUGAAAUGAUUGUGAUCCUUGGUCAGAUGGACAGUCCCACACAGAUAUUUGAGCAUGUAUUCCUGGGUUCAGAAUGGAAUGCCUCGAACUUAGAGGACUUGCAGAACCGAGGGGUACGGUAUAUCUUGAAUGUCACUCGAGAGAUAGAUAACUUCUUCCCUGGAGUCUUUGAGUAUCAUAACAUUCGAGUAUAUGAUGAAGAAGCAACAGAUCUCCUGGCUUACUGGAAUGACACUUACAAAUUCAUCUCUAAAGCAAAGAAACAUGGAUCUAAAUGUCUUGUGCACUGCAAAAUGGGGGUGAGUCGCUCAGCCUCCACUGUGAUUGCCUAUGCAAUGAAGGAGUAUGGAUGGAAUCUGGAUCGAGCCUAUGACUAUGUAAAGGAAAGACGAACGGUGACCAAGCCUAACCCCAGCUUCAUGAGACAACUGGAAGAAUACCAAGGGAUCUUGCUGGCCAGCAAACAGCGGCAUAACAAACUCUGGAGAUCUCAUUCAGAUAGUGACCUUUCAGACCACCACGAACCCAUCUGUAAACCUGGGCUCGAGCUCAACAAGAAGGAGAUGACCACGUCAGCAGACCAAAUCGCUGAGGUGAAGACUGUGGAGAACCUUGCAGCCAUGCCUACUGUCUUUAUGGAGCAUGUGGUCCCACAAGAUGCAAAUCAGAAAGGACUGCACACCAAAGAAAGAGUUAUCUGCUUGGGGUUUUCUUCACAAGAGUUUCAUGCCGGACAGAUUGAAGAUGAAUUAAAUUUAAAUGACAUCAAUGGAUGCUCAUCAGAGUGUUGUCUCAGUGAGUCGAAAUUCCCUCUUGACAACUGCCAUGCAUCUAAAGCCUUACUCCAACCUGGACAGGCCCCAGACAUUGCCAACAAGUUCCCAGACUUAGCAGUGGAAGAUUUAGAGACAGACGCACUGAAAGCAGACAUGAAUGUCCACUUACUGCCAAUGGAAGAGUUGACAUCUCGACUGAAAGACCUCCCCAUGUCACCUGAUCUGGAGUCACCAAGCCCCCAAGCCAGUUGCCAAGCUGCCAUCUCUGAUUUUAGUACAGAUCGUAUUGAUUUUUUUAGUGCCCUAGAGAAAUUUGUAGAGCUUUCUCAAGAAACCCGGUCUCGGUCUUUUUCUCACUCAAGGAUAGAAGAAUUAGGUGGAGGAAGGAGUGAGGGUUGUCGUUUGUCAGUGAUAGAAGUAGCACCUUCAGAAAUGGCAGCUGAUGACCAGAGAAGCAGCUCUUUGAGUAAUACUCCCCAUGCCUCAGAAGAGUCUUCUGUGGAUGAGGACCAUUCAAAGGCAAUCACAGAACUUGUCAGCCCAGACAUCAUCAUGCAGUCUCACUCAGAAAAUGCAAUUUCAGUCAAAGAAAUUGUGACUGAAAUUGAGUCCAUUAGUCAAGGAGUUGGGCAGGUUCAGUUAAAAGGAGACAUCCUCUCUAACCCAUGCCACACACCAAAGAAGAGCACCAUUCAUGAGCUGCCCCUGGAGAGGGUGCCAGCCCCUGAGAACAAACCUGGACAUUGGGAGCAGGAUGAGAGUUUCUGUAGUGUCCAGCCAGAACUAGCUAGAGACUCGGAGAAGUGUGCCCCAGAAGAAGGCUGUAUGACCACACACUCACCCACAGUAGACUUGGAAGAAGAAGAACCAAUUGAGGGGGAACAUGACUGGGGCCCAGGGAUGCACCCUGGUGCCAAGUGGUGCCCUGGGUCUGUGAGGCGAGCCACCCUGGAGUUUGAAGAGCGCUUGCGACAAGAGCAAGAGAACCAUGGUACAGCCUCUGCAGGUCCCACAUUAUCCAGUCGCAAAAACUCUAAGAAUGAUUCUUCUGUGGCAGACUUAAUGCCAAAAUGGAAAAGUGAUGAAACUACCCCAGAACAUUCAUUUUUCCUCAAAGACGCCGAGCCAAGCAAGGGUAAAGGGAAAUGCAGUGGUUCCGAAGCCGGAUCACUAUCCCACUGUGAGCAUAAUCCCACCAUUCCAGACUGUGAGCUGCUGGAGCAUCAUUCCUUGCCAGCUCCUCAGGACUGCCUAGGGUCAGAUAGUAGAAGUAAGAAGCAGGAAGGAGACCUGAAGAAGCAGAGGACUGUGGUUCCAACCCAGGAAUGUGAGACACAGGCCAUCCUUCUUCCCCUUCCCAAGAAAAUAGAAAUCAUUGAGUAUACACCAACAGUUACAUCACUGGAUCACACUGAGCAAGGAAGUGAGGCGACACCCAGCAAAGAGGAUGAGAAACAAGAACUGAGGAAAGUGAAGAUGGAGAAGUCUAUCACUAUGUUUUGUGCUCUGGAUGAAAAUCUGAACAGGACUCUGGACCCCAGUCAAGUUUCUCUGCAUCCCCAAGUGCUACCUCUGCCUCAUUCUUCCUCUGAGUGUGACAGGCCCGCUGACCCAAACCCUGUGUUAAGUAGCCCUCAAGACAAAGGGGACUGCCCAUCCACACCCUUCAAGACAGCAGCACCUUUUGUCAGUUGCAGUACCCAGGGAGCAUCUUUCAGCUUGGAUUAUUUGCUUCCCCAUUCUGUGGUUCACUUAGAAGGCUGCACAGAGCAAAGCAGUACCACAGACAGUGGACUGUCUUCAGAGCAGGUUAGCUGGGAGGACAGCCGGGGGCAUUUCCUUUCCAGUGGUAGUGGAAUGGCACACGCAUCCUCCCCAUUAACUAAUGAAGACCUAAGUUUAAUUAACAAACUUUGUGACAAUGUUGGCGUGUUACAGAAAAAACUGGACCCAUCACCCGAAGCCUGUCGAAUCCCACAUAGCUCUAGUAGUGAAAAUAUAAGAGAUCUCAGCCACGGCCCUGGUGUGGUGAAGGAGCACGCUAAAGAAAUUGAGUCUCGAGUGAUCUUCCAGGCAGGGUUUUCCAGAACAUCACCAAUGAGGCGCUCAGCAUCCCUUGCCAAGUUGGGUUACCUAGACCUUUGUAAAGACUACUUACCAGAUAGAGAGCUUGUCUCCUCAGAAUCCCCUCAUCUCAAAUUGCUUCAGCCCUUCCUCAGAACAGACUCCGGCAUGCAUGCCCUGAUGGCCCAUGAGCCCUCAGAAAGCCCAGGUGCCCACCAGAACCCACAGCCCACCAAGUAUUCUGUAGAGCAACUCAAAACAUCAGAGUGUAUUGUGCAGAGCAAACCAGUGGAGAGGCCCAGUGUGCAGUAUGCCAAAGAGUUUGGUUACAGUCAGCAGUGUUUGCUCCCUAAGGCAAGACCAGACUUGACUAGUUCUGAAGGAGGCCUGCCUUUGCUACAGACACAGGGUCUGCAGUAUACAGGCCCCUCUCCAGGGCUGGCUGUGGCGCCCCGUCAACAACAUGGCAGAACUCACCCCCUUAGGAGACUGAAAAGAGCAAAUGAUAAAAAACGGACAACCAACCCCUUCUAUAACACCAUGUGAUACUGAGCCCACACACAUGAUUUUCUAAGAAAAUGUUUGUUAAAAAGGUGGUGUAAUAUGUAAGGAACAUGCACUUUAUUGGUUAUUUUUAUAAUAUUUUUGGUCAUUUUACUGUUCCUGGCUCAUGCAGGGUUUGGGUUUUUCCAUGUGUGUAUGUGCAUGUAUGUGUGUGUGUGUGUGUGUGUGUGUGUGUGUGUGUGUGUGUGUGUACUGAU
Messenger RNA from Mus pahari (shrew mouse), 4772 nucleotides. It is a transcript of the gene Ssh2, whose product is annotated as slingshot protein phosphatase 2. Lineage: Eukaryota; Metazoa; Chordata; Mammalia; Rodentia; Muridae. Gene Ontology annotation, cellular component: cytoplasm. The record is from RefSeq and is a predicted model, not a curated record. Gene Ontology annotation, biological process: negative regulation of actin filament polymerization; actin cytoskeleton organization; protein dephosphorylation. Gene Ontology annotation, molecular function: protein tyrosine/serine/threonine phosphatase activity; actin binding. Bases 205 to 4557 code for a protein of 1450 amino acids. The transcript has 16 exons.